Molecule: messenger RNA, 5172 nt
Organism: Dioszegia hungarica
Lineage: Eukaryota; Fungi; Basidiomycota; Tremellomycetes; Tremellales; Bulleribasidiaceae
Exons: 6
Coding region: 1-5172 (1723 amino acids)
Source: RefSeq, a predicted model, not a curated record
AUGUACUCAUCAUGGGACGAUCACCCCGCUCCGCCCCGCGAUUACCAGUCACGCUCCCACCGCCAACCUUCUGGCUCCCUUUCGCAAGACCCCGCCCAACCGCCUUAUGACCAGCACCACCCAUACUCCAGAUCAUCCUCCCGACCCGCACCGGGUCAAAAUGGUGGUAUCCAGCUCCGGCCCCACAGCUCGCUGGCUCAACCGCAGAUUGUCCUGCCCGAUAUCCCAUCCUUCGCUGGCGUCGAGCUGAUCGGCCCGCCCGACGGUAACGGUCCAAGCGGUGUCAUCGCGGACGAGCGGGCGUGGUCGCAGGGUCUGAUACCUUGGGAUCCCCGCGGUAUGGCGCUCGUAGCAAGGGAUGGUGUUCUGCUUGGUCAGAUCCAGUCUCCGUCAGGAAGGUACCGCUCGCUCACUCCCGAACCACCGCAAUCGGCCGCUGCUGGACGGGGGGCGAUAUCGCCGCUCUCCCUCGACCCGACUGCACUACCAAAGCGGCUGCUCGGUCCCUCUUUGCCCUCACACCUGCGUCCUGCCCUUCCGACCAAUCGGUCCUGGUCACUCGACGCGCCGUCCCAAACGUCCCUCGCUCCGUUCGUCGCGUCUCACUCCGGCCGCCCGCUCGACCGAGGACCGUACAUCCCGAUCGACGAGCCUCGGCCUUCUGGCAUACGUGCCCCGGCUGGAUCGUCCCAGGAUGGGUUGCAUCUCGGACGAGAAUGGGCGGGCCCGCAGGCCAGUGUAUUGGGCGGACCGAGGGGGAACGUAUACGGGGAGCUAUGGGCAGAUCUACGGCGAUCGAGAACAACAUCGGCGCCGGAGAGAUCACGUUCACCUACGCCCUCGCGGGCUCACAAAGAGAGUGCACUUUCACAGCAGGUGCAGACGGCUGAAGAGGCGCCGGCCAUGUGGGGAGACAAGCCCAUCGGGGUGCGUUUGCCUUCUGUCGACCCGCCGCAGAGGACUUCUGCCGGAGCGCCCCUCUCUCCCGGAUCGGAGUAUAUCCCCAAAGGAAAGCGGUACGGCCCGCCUCCCCAUACUAAGCUCGGCGGACCGGACGGGAAGACAUACGAGGAGCUUCGAGCGGGCGAUGACGGAGCUUCGCGGACGCCGCCCCCUCUUUCGGGAUGGGAUAUGGAAGCGGGAGAUAGGGAUUCUGACCGGUCUACCUAUGGCCAACUCCCAAAGGCGAAGCUAGGCGGUCCGAACGGCAGACCCUGGGAAGAGCUCCGGGGACUCCAAGAUCGGCCGAUCAAUGGUCUUGAUCACUCCGAUCAGGUCGAGGAAGAGGAGACUUCACAGCAGCUCGCCAAGGUGGGAGUCCCGGAUACGCAGUGGGAGGGAAAGGUGGUAGAAGUUCGACUACCCUCGGCUAUACCAGCCCCGUUCGACGCCUCCCUCCCUCACAGCCACCGCAAUCUCCCAUCGCUUGACGCUCUCCAGGCCCCUGAGACCCGGUUCGAUCUCGCUCGGAACGUGUCUCACACGACGAGAUCUCCCUACCAGAAGAAGAAGAAGGAAGCUGCUCGAGGUCCAUUCGGGAGGUAUCCUGCACAGCAAUGGGCCUGGGACGGUAGCUACGAUCCGAACAUGCCCGCGCCCGAGCCACCCGCCGAACCGGACGUCCACCCCCUCGUCGCAUGGCGAAAUAGCCACCGGUCCGGCAGCCACAGCGUCUCCUCGUCCAACCGGCUCAACCCUAUCGCUCCGACAUUCGAGCCUACGCGUUCGGUAUCCAAUCCCCUUUCGUCCCUCACUGGUCCGCACGGCACCGCUACACUUCGGUAUGAAGCACCUCCUUUCGAGCCCUUCACCUUCGGUUCAGGCUCGAUGAGCGUGCCCCCACCGCUUGGGGGACACAGCCGUCAUCGCAGCUUUUCGCGGCAUCGGCGCGAGCUGGCUGCUUCGGGAGGGACUCGGCGGGAUCUCCGAGUCGACGCGCCAGAGUUCCGACCGGAUAUAGGCGCCACUAGCAGCAGUAGCUCUCGGCGGCCCAGUCCGGGUAUAGACACCGGGCCUGGGGGCUUCCACAACGUCCAAUGGGUCCCACAAGCGGCCGAAACCUACGUUGCCGCACGUGCACCUGCUCGAGUGCAUGGACCGUAUCCGGAACCCAUCAAUCCUGGCUAUCCAUCCGACGCAUUCCCUCACCACCACACACUUGGUGCCUCCACAACAUCCCACCGAUCUUCAAUCGCGAGCGAGCGAACUACUACUGGCCUGCUUCGUCCCGCCGCGCCGACAUUCGUUCCCUCAGGUGCGCUUCCUCGGCCUCUACCUCCCAAUUGGGUCUCUCCGCCCGGACCAGCGGCCCAUUUGCGUGGACAUGAGCUGGAUGCACGUUUGAGGCAGGCUUUGUGUAGUUCGGAGUCGGAGGAGACGGAGGAGGCCAAUGGUGGAUCUGGGGAGGACACUGCGGUUCCUACCGGGGUUGGAGGCGGUCUAGGGGGAACCUCGCCCGCUAGCCGCCUUCACGAUCUGCCGAGCUCGUGUGGGGAACACACUGGGAAGUCGCAGGACAACAGCCCAGGCGGCAGCGAUGGAGCAGAGUCCUCCGGUCAGGCGAGAGAGGCGUCCGAGCAUGUCGCCGAGCAGGCAGUACAGGAGGAUGCUCCGCCUGCUUACGAUCACGUAUCGGUCUUGGAGGACGUUCACUUGUCCCUGCCGGCGGAUCAGCAAAGCGAAAGCGGACCGGAUCAGGAUACGGCCGAAGUUCUCUUCCACGCGUCGGUCCCUUCGUUUACUCACCCUUCAGCGGACAUCAUCCACUCCGAACAGUCAAGCACAGCCGGUGAUCUAGAGGACGAGGUCAUCUUCUCCACACCGCUCGACAAUCUUCCUACUCCCCGUAUGGAUAGCUGUGCGCAGCUCGGCGAGGCGCCCCAGACGCCUACCGAGGCUGACCGGGCCUCUCUCCGUGCGUCGACAUCUCAGCCGUACCAGACGCUCGACGGCAGUCCGCUCUUACCUCGGAGAUACCUCGAGACGCCCGCUACCCCGCACAAGACUACGGAUAUCGAGUCUCAAGUCCCGGUACAUGUCUCGCCGACCCCUGCUCGGCGGCCUCCAUCCCGCUCAGCUAUGCUCGAUGAAGCAAGACUUUUCCGUCCCGGGUCGCCCGGACUUACAUGCAACGCUGCGUCACCGGAAUGCCUUAUCCCAGCCUUCGUCCAGCUCAAGGCCAGCGGCAUUGCGGCUCCGAACGGACCUCGUCUCCCUGGCGGGAUCUUCCCUGAUCGACCCAGCAUCAUGCGCCGCUUCACCUUCCCUAUCCCAGCAGUCGAAAAGGCUAGCUUGGCGGGUAUCGCCUCCACAGCGCUCGCAACUGUCAUGUCCUCCCGACUGGACGCGGCGGCGAGUGCGAGCGCUCGAGCGGCUCAUUUGGCGAGGACCAGCGUGGAAUUCCCGAUGCGCGAGGAGAGGCGGAGGUUGGUCGUCGCCAAUUCUGCGCCGGAGGAUGAGGAGAGCUCGGAGGAUACUGUUCGGCCUGGCCAGUCGCGCAUGGCUAGCGAGCCGGAGGGGAAGGUAGAACGGUUGGAGGCGACCCUGGGACGAAUUGAGGGGAUAUUGACGGACCUCGAGGCGAGGACUAGGGGCUCGAAUGGGGGGGAGGACGAUAAAAAGGGGGAUGGGAUGAUAGGGUUCAGAGAGAAGGUGAUAGACGUUAUGACGGAGAUGCGGGACAGCAUUGAGGACCGACUCGGAUCACCCCUCCACCCGCCUCAAAAUGACAGCCUCCACUCCGAACUCCAGCAGCAGCGGCAUUUGCUGCAAGCGCUCGUCGAUCGUGCCAAUGAGCCGCCGACAACCGAGCCUUCGGUACUGAGUGCGUAUAGCGAACAGGUCCAAGCCACCCUCUCGGCUCUCGCUACGGGCCAGACUGCUCUCCUCGAGCAGAUCUCGUCCACCUCGCACGCUUCGAUGCAGCACAGUCGGGACACUACUACCGCCGUCGAGGCAAUCCGAUCGAUGAAGGAGGACUUGGAGCUUCGGAAGGUCAGCGCGGAGCAGCAAGACGAGGUCAUCUCUGCUCUUCGAAUCCAAGCGGAUGGGGCUCGACAAUCGGAAAUCCAGGCGUUUGCGGAACGAGACGAAGCCAAAGAGCGGCUGGACAAGUUGAAGACCAAAUUGGCCAAAACCAAGUGGGACAGGGAGGAGCUCGUGGCUGCGUACGAAGGGAUAGAGGAGAGGGAGAAGAAAGCCCUGGCCAGGGCAGAUGAGAUGGAGGCGGGCAAGAUGGCGGUGGUGGCUGAGCGAGAUGGGCUGGCUGCGGCUCUGAGGGAGAGCUUUACGAGGCAGAGGGGAAUGGAAGUGGAGUUGGAUAGGUUGCAGCGAGAGCUGGACACGCAAACACUCAAGGCGACUCAUCAGAUCCAACACUCGUCUUCCUCGAUCAGCGAUCUCCAGACUCUGGUGGCCGGCAACAAGGCGUUCCAGGACUGUCUGAUCGCGGAAGUCCGACCUUUGACCGGGAACGGCGCGGCAGCAUCUCAAGCGAGGAACAGCGAGAUUGAGGGGCUGAAGGAGGAUAAGCGGAACCAUCAGGCAGAGCUCGCUGAGCUGCGCAAGAAGGUCUACGAAUCUUCCAGCAAGAUCGCCGAUGCCGAUCUCCGCCUCGCUACCGCUGCCAAUGCCGCUGCUUCCGCCGAGUCGGACCUCCGAAAGUCGCUUACUGCUGCCGAGAAGGCCAGGUCUGCGGCGGAAGCUAAGACCAUCGAGCUGCAGGCGGAGGUGGAGAAGCUCAAAGGGGAGAAGAUGAACCUGGGUAUGGUGGCUACGGAGCGCUCAGGAGCUGUGCGAAUCUCGGAAAUCCGAAAUCAAGCGCUCCAACAGGAGAACGUCUUCUGGAGGGAUUUCGCCCUUUCUUACGACCGGCGCGAACACCGCAAGUACACCCAGUCUCAGCCUUUCCGGCCCUCCCAUCCUGCCGACCCUUCCUCGGCUCCUCAAACACCCCCAGCGCCACCCUCUACCGGGCCCGCCAAGGAGACCAGUCAUCGCGAAUCGGUUCAGACACCCAAGGAAGUCAACGGGAUGAUGGGACUGGGACCGGAGGGAACGCCAGACUUGUCGAUGAGCGCAAGUACGUCCGCUGAGGGGUUUGGGCCGGUGAUCAUGGGAACACCAGAUAACGGAGACAGGGAGGCGGGGACGUGGUAUGGCGUCCAGGUCUAG